This is a messenger RNA of Brassica napus (rape), 1572 nucleotides long. Its product is annotated as protein AE7-like 2. The record is from RefSeq and is a predicted model, not a curated record. Lineage: Eukaryota; Viridiplantae; Streptophyta; Magnoliopsida; Brassicales; Brassicaceae. The coding region runs from base 602 to 1033 and encodes 143 amino acids. The transcript is spliced from 5 exons. Gene Ontology annotation, biological process: iron-sulfur cluster assembly.
AAACCCAAAACCCAAAUAGAUCCGAACCCGAAUGGGUACCCGAACGCCCACUUCUAAGAGCAUCUCCAACCAUUAACACUAUUUUAGUGUCAAAAUCACACUAUUUUAUUGCAAUUUCAACACUAAAAACAAGUUUUUCUCCAACCAUAACACUAAAUUUCACACUAAAACUAUUUUAUAAUAUUAUAUGUAUUAAGUUUCUUAUUUAUCAUUUAUUUAAUUGUAUGUUUUAUUAAUAAAAUAAAUAAAUAGUGUUUUAGUGGGAUGAACAUUAUUUUAGUACGGUGAAUAGUGUCACACUAAAUUUGGUGUGAAAUUUUAGUGUUACAUUAAAUAGCGUAAUUUUUGCAGUUGGGUUUGGAGAGGUUUUGGUUAAAAGAACCGUACUAGAAUAGUGUUUUGGAGCUGGGCUGGAGUUAGGGCUGGAGAUGACAUGAGUAGUUCUUUUAAAUUCCAUCUUCUCUUGUCGGGUUGUUUUGGUUGGGCCUCCAACUGUACCUAAAUUAAAUGAUGGGCCGCGUACAAACCGUGCGUUUUACGUUGCGUGACAUAUAUACGCCAGACUUAACAUCUUGAGGGCUUCUAUGUUGAAGAGAGAAACAUGAAUUCUAGAUUGGUUAAUGAGAACCCAAUUGUUUACCCUAAGAAACAAGGGCGUGUUCGUACUGAUCAGAGCAACACGGAUGAGUACUCAUCUACAAAUCAUAUAAGAGACAUCAAAGAUCCAGAGCAUUCUGAGCUUACACUAGAGGACCUCCGUGUGAUUACAAAAGAAUCUGUUGAAGUUGAUGACGCCAAGAGUUACGUUAGAGUUACACUCACGCCAACUCUUCCACAUUGUCACGUCCCCCACCUUAUUGGCCUUUGUAUCUACUCAAAACUUCUUAAAAGCCUUCCUACUCGAUUCAAGGUCGAUGUUAGAGUGGCACCAGGGAGUCACGCAACGGAGGCUGCAGUCAAUAAACAAUUAGGAGAUAAGGAGCGUAUAGCGGCAGCACUUGAGAGUCCCUACUUUGUGGAUCUUUUCAACUAAUGCUUACAAAUAUGUGAUUUUGGACCCAUCUAGUUAUGGCACAUUCGUUUAUGAUUUAAUCUUUGUCUUUAGUUUCUUAUUCCAGUAUCUUUAUAUGAUUACCAUACUUCAGAACUAGAGCAUGUAAUCUUUAUUGUGAUUCUUCAGCUUCAUUCUCUAAUAUUUAAUGACAGCUUCUUGCUAUUACUCGAAUAUCUUCAAAUAUCUCUCUAGACAAGUUUCUUGUUACAAUUAUGAACUUGGUAAUUGAGGUUUCUCCUUUGAAAAUAUUUCUACUUGUUGUGGCAAAUUAAGCAGGAAUAUUAUGUUUUAGGUGCUAGAAAAGCAACAACAGAUACAAAAUAAUAUCACAUUAGUGGAACAAGAAAGCUAAUUUAUGGAAAUAGAAGUGAUCCUCGGCUAAUUAAUGGAAAUAGAAGUCAUAGGAUCGUAGCUUUGAAAUAUCUUCUAAUUUAUUUUGAAGAUUGUCAAACUAUCCUCAAAAUAAGAAAACCUUCAUAUCAUAAUACAAUAAGAAUUACAGUAGGAUUUCUUAUUUU